AUGACCCACGAGCCUUUAAAUGGAUCCUGCUCAUGUGGCCGUAAUGAAUACACCAUCCAGAUUCCUGAUGAUGUGGCGGAUCACGCUCAGAUCUAUUUCGAUACUGGUCGAGACAGUCGUCAAUUCCUCGCAUCCUGGCUGCGGGUCCCUCUAGAGUGGUAUCAGUCUCACACGCUAUCAUUCUUCCCAGACGAGACUCACACUUCGAUUCGUCGCGUAUUCACGCCCCGUCAUGCGCCACAGACGCGUCGUAUCUUUUGCGGGUUCUGCGGGACACCCUUGACCUUCUGGACGGAGGAGCCAAAAGAGGAAGCCAAUUUCAUGUCCGUCUCAAUUGGGAGUUUGUCUCGUGAGCACCAACGUGUCCUGGAAGAUCUCGGUCUGCUUCCGGAGGAAUCUGGCGAAGAAAAGUCCGUGUCCGGACUGGUGAAAUCCUCAGCUUCGGCACAAGGAUCUGAUAUUCGACCAUAUGCAAUUGUGGUUCCGUCUAUUCAGGAAUAUGAUAUCUCUCGAACUUUCCACCAAGGCACUGUCGGUGGCAUACCGUGGUUCGAGGAGAUGGUGGAAGGGAGCCGGCUAGGCCGUUUAAUGCGUCAACGACGUGGAAUGGGUGUUAGCCACGACCAAUCGACCAGUAUCGAAUGGGAGAUCAGCGAAUGGCAGGAUGAGGGUUCUGGCGGACUCGGGCAGGAUAGUGAAGAUUCCAAUGGGCAGGCUACGGGGAAGAGAAAGCGAGAGCGUCACGUAGACGUGCAGUCCUCGCCAAAACGGGCAUGA
Messenger RNA from Penicillium daleae, 777 nucleotides. RefSeq lists its product as uncharacterized. Lineage: Eukaryota; Fungi; Ascomycota; Eurotiomycetes; Eurotiales; Aspergillaceae. The coding region runs from base 1 to 777 and encodes 258 amino acids. The transcript is spliced from 2 exons. The record is from RefSeq and is a predicted model, not a curated record.